AUGUCAGACAAUCGUGCCACGGGGAGGCGAAGGAGAGAAGAAACCGACGCAGUGGAAAGCGAUUUACCCGUAAAAUUGCAGAAAACGUCGGAAAAAACGGAUUUUUCAAAGGUAAUAGGGGCGAAAAGUUUGUGUGCGUUGGCAGCGGCGUUCGUAAGCGAAAGCUAGACCUCCGGUGUUUAGUUUCCCAUAGUUUACACACUUUCGAUUCACAUAAAUCGCUUUCAUCUCUCAUUUUAUUCCUUCUUCAAACUCGAGUGAAGAUAUCCUACAGUAACCACCGAGAUAAAGGUGGCUUAUCACUGAUUUUCAAAAAAUUGCAUUCGAAAUUAAUACAUUUUAAGGAGGAUAGUGAAGCGACGUCGUCUGAAGUCGUUGAAGUACCUUCUGAACCAGCGUUAAAAAAACCUCCUGGUGAAGCCGUCGAGAAAACUGCAAAGAAUCCGACCGAGGACACUCUGGAGUCGCCUCCGAUCGACGUUUGCACGCUUGGCGACGAUGACGUCGAGGAGAUUGUGAUGCCUUCGGUGACGUCUUCCGGAGAAGUUGUACGUCUGGAUUCCGAAACAACCCCAACGAAAGAAUCCGCGCAGAGUUCGCACAAAACUCCGACGACGGCGAAGGGGCGAGACGGGGAGGAAGAGGAGGAAACCGGAGAGGUCGAACGAGUCUUCUCGAGUUUUCCAUGCCAAGUAAUUCCGGAAACGCUGUCCAGAAUGACACGAACUCCUCCGGACGGCGAGCAUCUCGAGGUGCGGAAGAACGCGAACGGUCGGCUGCGAAUCCUGGUCAUCGACCACUACAAGAAGUUCUCCCCGUACUCGAACCUGACGCACAAGCCAUGUACAGUUUGUAACCGGGUCAUGAAAGCCGGAGAAAUGCACUUGAACUUUCCCGCCGACCUGGAUCGCCGUCGCAUUUGGGCCAAUCUUCUCGGCUUCAAGUACAAAGACAUUCUUCGCAGCAAAAUGGGCCCGGUGUCUUUUUCCAUUGCGGCUGGUCCGAUUUGCACCGAACAUUUUGCCGAGGAAUGCUUUCGCAACCACAAUUUUAACAAAUCCGCCAUUGAAGCGUUCGGAGUGCCCGUGGCGAUAUCUCCGGAUGUGAAGACGACACCGAGCAAGAAAAGGUAAGCGUUUGAGGGGUUCAGAAGGCUUCUAACUCGGUUUUGUGAGCAACUACAGAGUGCCGUGGGUGUGUACCAUCUGCGAAUUCCACUCGUGCAGCGUCGUCGAGCUGCAGAAUCAUCUGCUCGACCACACGGAGGAGAUGCUCAAAAAAAAGGACAAUAUGCUCGACGUAAGGCGUUUUUCUCCUGAGCUUGCUCACGACAACCCUAGUUCCAGGUGCCCGAGGCAGGUUUCAUGUGUCCGUUCUGUCGGAAAUGCACGUACGGAUACAAAACGGUAUCCGGAUACCGUCGACAUCUUCUUUCGCCGCCCAUCCAGCACUGUCAUCUACGUCGCAUCUACGAGUUCGCCAAGAUGAAUUGCCGGGCGUCGGAGCUGGAUCCGAGUGAGGCGUGGGACAACUGGACACGACGGAACGUCUACGUGGCUUAUCAUGGAUGUGAGCCGCCCGCGAAUGAGAUAGUGCUAACACCGUCGCCGACGAAAAGUGUAUAUGUGAGUGGAAAAGAUACGGAGAGAUAGGAAAUACAAAUUCAGAAUCCGGAAGAGCGAACGCGUCUGGUUCAGGACGAAGAACGGCAUCGGAAAGCGGUCCGAUCGUUGGCAUUCGUCGGGAAAGAGGGAGGAACGAGUGUGAACGAUCAUAAUGUGAUGCAAAGAGCAGUCUAUCUGCAAGUGCGUCGCAAUCAGGAACACAAGAAGCGAUAUCCAGAACCGGAGGAUUUGGAGCAGCAGAGACUGGAAGAGGAGAGAACUGCAGAGGAGAGAGAGAGGGAGGAAUCGGAGGAGGCGGAUGAGACGCAGUCGCCGAUGGGAUCUGAUAAGCGGACGAGUCAACGGCACGCCAUCUCGGCCGGAAGUUCCCCGGUCAAGAAGCCGACCGCAAGUUCUUCGGCUUCACUUCCGCCGACUCCGAAGAAGAGAAAGUUCUCGUCUGAAGAGCACUUUAUGAACAUGCCACGGUUAGAAGUGAACGAUCCACGGGAACGUCUUCGGCAAAAGAUUCGCGAUGAGCAGUUCGCCAAGAUGGUUCAGAAACGAUCGCAGCAAGUGAAACGACUGAUCAACGCGAAGCUGAAGAAGGAGCCGACGAAGAAGCCGCGAAAGGCGUUGGCGUGCAAUUUGAGCAAGGGCGCGGCGACUGGAGAGUCUUCGGUUGGUUUCGUGUAGUCAUUUCUGGAAAUGUUUGUGUUUUCAGGUCGAAGCAGAAGACACCGAAUCGAGCAUCUCUGAGCAAACCCCGGAGCGAAGCGCGAAAAAAUCGAGAAAGUCAGCCACUCCGACUCCGCCAACAGUAGAAAGUGAAGAUAAAUCAACUCCAACUCCAAUUCCAUCCGCAGCAGCUGAAAAGCCCGAAGAACCAGAGGAACGGCCGCUCAAAUCAAUGCUCGCGCGUUCGUUGACCGCCGGAAUGCGCCCAUCCAUGGCCAAGUACCACGUUCCCUUGGAAGCGUACACUUCUUCAGUCAUCGGAGCACGUUCCCUUUCCUCUGGAUCGAUUCCCUCUGCGCUGCCAGUCGCCAAAAAAGGAGGACUGUUCACGCGGAUCGCGGGUGCGGCGGUGAAGGAAGCGCCUGCGAAGAGACCGACCGUUCUGGCCAGACGGCCCCUUAUAUUGUCUCCUCGCAAACGCGCGAUCGCACCAGUGAUUCCAGUGGCUUGUGCUCCGAUUCCGAUUUCCCAUCGUCUCGUUCAUCACGAGUCUUCGCCCAUUAUCACGACAAUCGUCGACGAAGAAAUGCAACUGCUGAUUCCGGAAAAAGAAAUGGAAGUGGAGAUGAUCGAGGAGGUCAUCGAGGAGACGAUCGAAUCGGAAAUCAUUUCGGAAACGUCUUCUUCCGUCGAGCCGAAACCGAUCAUGACUCUUGCGGAGGCGUUGGAGAUGAAAAGAGACGGUGGUUCGGGCGUGAAGGAUCAGGAAUUGGAGGUGAUAUCGAAGGAGAUGAUGCGCGACUCGCAGUACUAUCAGGCAAUGGAAGACGCGAUAAAGUGCCGAACGGUCACUAAAAUGAGAGCCGAUUUAAGGCUUUCCAGACAUUGCAUUCGGCAGAUUGAAGCCGCCCGCGCCAGGUUUCUAUUGUUUUAGGGAAUGUUCUGGAAAUUGUGUAUUUUCAGAGCUCGUUUGUUCGGCGAGGGAUCCGAGGAUUAUCAGAUACUGUACACUGAUGACGGCGCUCAAGUUGUAAGUCUUUGAAUACAUUUGCAACGGGAGAAACAUGUUUUCCACGUGCCAUUCGAUCGAUUUUCUCUGCGCUUCUUCCUCCACUUUCUAUCUCUCUCUUUCUCUUGUCAUAUUAAGAUUGAUAAUAUUUGUUAUCAAUGUUAUUUUCAGUUUCAAAUUUCUAAUUUCAGGUCACUAAAAACGACCCGAAGUGGCGUGAACUGCAGCAACAACAGCAGCAGCAGCAGCUCGAGGAGGAGGAAGAGCACCAGGAAGCGGCUGAGCCGCACGAGCAGCCACAAGAACAGUAA
Messenger RNA from Caenorhabditis sp. 36 PRJEB53466, 3602 nucleotides. The record is from the annotation of a GenBank genome assembly. Lineage: Eukaryota; Metazoa; Nematoda; Chromadorea; Rhabditida; Rhabditidae.